CGCCCAAAAAAAUGGGUUGCCAAAAUUGUCUUACUAGAGAGGUGUUUGAAGUAGAAAAGUAGUUGAUGGUACCUAACUACAAGACCUAACUAAUCAGUAAUCAGUUCCCAACGCAAAGAUGUUGUCUCGGAGGUCCAUUGUUGGAUAUUCCAAUUUUCGAAUGUGCGCAGGAUUCCUCCUCUUCCCUCGCACUUCUUCUUCUUCACCCAAUUGCAAACACAGCUCUAACCAUUUCUGUUGUCAUCUUCAAAAACACAAACCAACUCUUCUCAACUCCUCCCAUUUUCUCUCUCCUCUUACCUCCUCCUCAACUUUCUCUUCAAUGGCGUCCGCCUCACACAAACCGUUGCAUUAUCCGCUCUCACGCCGUGACGAUUCUGUCGUCGAUGAUUACUUCGGCGUCCAAGUCGCCGAUCCUUAUCGUUGGGUUGAAGAUCCGGAUUCUGAAGAAACAAAGGAGUUUGUGGAGAAUCAAGUGAAGCUAACUGAUUCAGUGCUUGGAGAAUGCGAGACAAGAGAUAAGUUUAAAGAGAAGAUGACUGAGCUUUUCGAUUAUCCGCGGUUUUAUGUUCCGUUUAAGCGUUGUGAUAAGUAUUUCUACUUCCAUAACACUGGCCUCCAACCGCAAAUUGUCCUUUAUGUUCAGGAUAGCCUGGAUGGAAAGCCAGAGGUGCUGCUUGAUCCUAAUCAGCUUAGUGAGGAUGGAACUGUGGCUUUGAGCACUUAUUCUGUAAGCGAGGAUGCCAAAUAUUUUGCAUAUGGUUUGAGUACAAGUGGGAGUGACUGGGUGACAAUCAAAGUAAUGAGAAUUCAAGAUAAAGGGGCUGAACCUGACACUCUAUCCUGGGUUAAGUUUAGUGGUAUUACUUGGACGCAUGACAAUAAAGGUUUCUUCUAUAGCCGCUACCCAGCACCCAAUGAAGGGCAAACAUCAGAUGCUGGAACCGAGACAAAUUCUAACCUUAACCAAGAGCUGUGCUAUCAUGUUCUUGGAACUGACCAGUCUGAGGAUAUUGUGUGUUGGAGAGACCCUGAGAACCCGAAACACUUAUUUGGGGCCGAAGUGACAGAUGAUGGAAAGUAUCUUCUUCUAUCUACUUCAGAGAGCUGUGAAGUAGUGAAUAAAUUGUACUAUUUAGAUUUAACAACACUGCCUGAUGGGAUUGAUGGUUUUCGUGAGGGAAAAGACUUGCUCCCUUUCACAAAGCUCAUUGAUACGUUCGAUGCGGCUUACAACACUGUUGCUAAUGAUGAUACAGUAUUUAUUUUUCGAACUAAUAAGGAGGCUCCGAGGUAUAAGUUAGUUCGCGUUGAUUUGAAGGCCCCGGGAGUAUGGACUGAUGUCAUUCCGCAGUCUGAGAAGGAUGUGCUUGAAUCAGCCUGGGCUGUCAAUGGAAACCAUCUUCUUGUCUGUUACUUAACUGAUGUGAAGCAUGUCCUUGAGGUUAGAGAUCUUCAAACCGGUUCUCUAUUGCAUAACUUACCCUUUGACAUUGGAUCAGUCGAUGACAUCUCUGCAAGGAGAAAAGACAGUGUGGUGUUUUUUAGGAUUACAAGCUUCCUGUCUCCAGGCAUAAUUUACCAUUGUGACUUAAAAUCUGAUGUUCCAGAAUUGAAGAUAUUCAGAGAAAUUGUUGUCCCUAAAUUUGAUCGUGAUGAGUUUCAGGUUGAUCAGGUUUUUGUUUCCAGUAAAGAUGGUACUAAGGUACCAAUGUUCAUAGUUGCAAGAAAGGGAAUUGUUUUGGAUGGAUCACAUCCAUGUUUAUUAUACGGUUAUGGUGGAUUUAACAUAAGCAUCACACCAUCCUUUGGUGUCAGUCGCAUUGUUCUCUUAAAGCACCUUGGUGCCGUUUUUUGCAUUGCUAAUAUCCGUGGUGGUGGUGAAUAUGGAGAAGAAUGGCAUAAGGCAGGAUCCAUCUCAAAGAAGCAGAACUGCUUUGAUGACUUCAUUUCUGCUGGUGAGUUUCUUGUUUCCAAUGGUUAUACCCAGCCAAAAAAGCUGUGUAUAGAAGGUGGAAGUAAUGGUGGGCUUCUUGUUGGUGCUUGUAUUAAUCAGAGACCUGACAUCUUUGGUUGUGCUCUGGCUCAUGUUGGUGUUAUGGACAUGCUUCGAUUCCAUAAAUUUACUAUUGGUCAUGCCUGGACAUCGGAUUAUGGUUCCUCUGAUAAAGAAGAUGAAUUCCACUGGCUAAUAAAGUACUCGCCUCUACACAAUGUUAGGAGACCAUGGGAGCUAUCAUCUGAUCGAACUGCACAGUACCCAUCUACCAUGUUAUUGACAGCUGACCAUGAUGACCGUGUGGUGCCUUUGCACUCACUUAAAUUUCUGGCUACAUUGCAACAUGUUCUUUGCACAAGCUUGGAGAAUAGCCCUCAAAAGAAUCCAAUUGUUGGUAGAAUUGAGUGCAAGGCUGGUCAUGGAGCAGGACGCCCAACUCAAAAGAUGAUUGAUGAGGCAGCAGAUCGUUAUGGCUUUAUGGCUAAGAUGGUAAAUGCUUCGUGGACUGACUAAAAAUUGCUACUCAAAAGUGAAGGCGUGAUUCUGAGUCAGUACCAGGUACUAGUUGGUGCUUGCAUAAAUCAGGUAGAGUCCAGAUCUUUUCGGUUGUGGUUUGGCUCAUGUUGGUGUCAUGAACAUGCUUCGAUUUCACAAAUUUACUAUAGGGCAUGCUUGGACUGCGAAUUUUGGUUGUUCAGAUAAAGAGGAAGAUUUUAAGUCGAUAAUUGAGUUAUUAACCAUCUGAACUUAAGUACUGUAAUAACUACUACUUAGUUAGAAAUGGAUUGAUUUGAGAUGAUCAAUGUUGAUCGAAUUGGGAAUCAGUUCUCAGUACCUGAUUUUUAUUGAUCUGAACUGUUUCUUUUAGCUAUGAUAGAAACCUUUUGACACUGUUUUGGCUGAAAUGAAUAUGCUUUAGAUAUUCACCGCCUCAUAAUGUUAGAAGGCCAUGGGAAAACUCUUUUGGGAGAUACAUACAGUAUCCGGCAACCAUGAUACUGACGGCUGAUCAUGAUGACCGCGUUUUACCAUUGCACUCGCUUAAGUUGCUAGCAACUGCAAUAUACACUUUGUACAAGCGUAAGAAGGAGUCCGCAUAUUAAUAUUAUUGUGGGGCGGAUUAAAUGCAAGGCUGACUUUGGAUGUGAAAGGAGAUUGAUAUGAUGAAGCUGCUGACAGGUAUAGUUUCAUCGUUAAGACGUUGGAUGCUGCACGGAAUGACUAGUUUUAUGUCCCUCAACAUUGACUAGCAAAUUUAAAUAUUAUCUUGAGUUCGAGUGGGAAUCAUUCAACACUUCUAGCUACUUCGCCUAUGGUCACGUGUCACUAUAACGGUUCCUUCUGAUCCUAGAAUAGAAAACGCUGGGAGAAUGGAUAGGUGAUUACAUGAAGCUAAAAGGUGGUUCCAAAGAAAGAGGAGAUGUCGAUCUACAACUACAGUUUCGCCUUACUUUAAAUAGAUUUUUGUACAUAACUUAUUUAUCACGUUCGUCAGUGGAUUCAGGGUCUGUUUCAGUGAAUAUCCUCUUUUCUGCACCAUAAGUCAGUUUGCGAUAUUUUGACAUUCACAAUUGUUAAUCUUAAUUGUCAGUAUAUUUAAUCAUAAAUUUAUAAGAAUUAUUAAAAGUUUAUAUUUUGAAAAUA
Spinacia oleracea (spinach) is the source of this 3643-nucleotide messenger RNA. RefSeq lists its product as uncharacterized. Gene Ontology annotation, molecular function: serine-type endopeptidase activity; oligopeptidase activity. The record is from RefSeq and is a predicted model, not a curated record. The transcript is spliced from 16 exons. Gene Ontology annotation, cellular component: cytosol. Gene Ontology annotation, biological process: proteolysis. Lineage: Eukaryota; Viridiplantae; Streptophyta; Magnoliopsida; Caryophyllales; Amaranthaceae. The coding region runs from base 119 to 2512 and encodes 797 amino acids.